UUUUUUUUUUUAUUCUUUUUCUUCUUUCUUUUAUUUUUUUAUUUUUAUUUUCUAUCUUAAAUGCAAUCUACAAUACAUAUUGCAUCUGAUCAACAAGUAGAUGUUCAUGCACCUCCUGGAACAUAUUAUACUACUGGUUAUAAUUCUGGUGGUGUUGUCAGUAGAUUGAAAACUUAUAAUGAUAAUGGUUCAAAAUAUGAUACUAUUUCUCGUAGAAGAAGAGCUUCUCAUGAUGAUAAAAACAAAGCACGGAAAUUCCUAAUUGACGUGAAGGAAACACAACGUAUCCUUGUGGAACAAGAAGAUACUGAUGGUGAUUUUCAGAUUACUGUCAAUGAUUUAGGUCCAAAGUCUUUUGCUGUUGGAACUGCUGACUCUGGUGGUUUUCGAAAAUUUGAAAUCCGCGGAACAUAUAUGUUAUCCAAUUUAUUACAAGAAUUGGCUUUGGCUGAUGAUUAUGGAAGAAAACAUAUUGUAUUAGAUGAAGCUCGUUUGAAUGAAAAUCCUGUAGAUCGAUUAUCUCGUAUGAUUAAACAUAGUUUUUGGGAUGGAUUGACUAGACGCAUUGAUGCUGAAGGUUUGGAAAUUAUUUGUAUGGAUCCAAAGAAUAGACAAGCUGAUCACAAUCCUCGUAUCUAUAUUCCUUGGGAAGAAGAAGAAGUAUAUCAAUAUUACAAGAAUGUGGCUGAAACAAGAAAACAUCUCAACUUACAAGUCGAAAGAUUACCUCAACAUAUCACUCCACAAUAUGUCAAAUCUAUUAAUGAUAGACCUGGUAUUCUUACUUUGGCUAUGGAAAAACAACAUACUUCUUCUAAUACUACUAUUCUAAGUGGUGUUCCAUUUGUUGUACCUGGUGGUCGAUUUAAUGAAAUGUAUGGUUGGGAUUCUUACUUUAUUGCUCUUGGUUUAUUGGUGGAUGGUCGUAUUCAAUUAGCAAAAAAUAUGGUGGACAACUUUGUAUAUCAAAUCAAGUACUAUGGAAAAAUACUCAAUGCAAAUCGGUCUUAUUAUUUAUCACGUUCUCAACCUCCUUUUUUGACUGACAUGGCUUUACGAGUUUAUGAAAGGUUACCUCCAGAUACUGAACAUGAUAACAAACUUUGGCUUCGUACAACUCUUCAAGCUGCUAUCAAAGAAUAUCAUACUGUUUGGAUGAGUGCUCCUAGGUUGGACGCUAAAACUCAAUUAUCUCGUUUUCGACCCGAUGGUAUUGGUAUUCCACCAGAAACGGAAGCUUCUCAUUUUGAUCAUGUGAUUGAACCCUAUGCUAUCAAGGCUGGAUUAACCAUAUUGGAAUAUAUGCAACAAUAUAACGAUGGUACCAUCAUUGAACCUAAAUUGGAUGAUUACUUUUUACAUGAUCGGGCUGUACGAGAAUCUGGACAUGAUACAACUUACCGCUACGAAAAAAGAUGUGCAAAUCUGGCAACUAUCGAUCUGAAUUCUUUAUUGUACAAGUAUGAAACUGAUAUUGCUGAAGCGAUUGAAGAUAUUCUUGAUGGUGAUUUAUUGGAUUACAAUGAUGUGAAACAAUAUGCAGUCGAAUGGCGAUUACGUGCACAACGACGACAACAAAACAUCGAUCGCUAUUUAUGGAAUAAGGAAAAAGGCACUUACUAUGAUUACGACACUGUCAAAGAAGAACAAAGUACUUACGAUACAGUAACAGCAUUUUGGGCAAUGUGGGCAAAGUGUGCAAGUCAAGAACAAGCUGAAGCAAUGACAACACAUGGAUUACCGAAAUUUGAAGUGUUGGGUGGUUUGGUAUCUGGUACAGAAGAAUCUCGUGGUUUGACCUCAUUGGAUCGACCUAAUCGUCAAUGGGAUUUUCCUUUUGGUUGGGCUCCUCAUCAAAUCAUGGCAUGGCGUGGAUUUGAAAAUUAUGGUAAAGUGGAUGUGGCCCGUCGUUUGGCUUAUCGAUGGUUAUUCACUAUUACGAAAUCAUUUGUCGAUUUUAAUGGAGUGGUUCCUGAAAAAUACGAUGUGGUCAGUCUAUCUCAUCAAGUAAAAGUAGAAUAUGGAAAUGUAGGGAUCGACUUCAAAUAUGUUCCGCGGGAGGGCUUUGGAUGGAUGAAUGCUGCAUAUCAAAUUGGACUAAACCUUAUCACAACACAAAUGCGACGUGCUUUGGGAACCUGUACGAAUCCUGAUCUCUUUUUUGAAAAAACAAUGCAACGCGACAAACUGUAUGAAACCAAUCUUCGGCGCCGUAAAUCUUCUGAAGCUGCUGCAAAAGCUAUCACCAGAAAUGGUUCUAUCACAGCUGCCAUCACUCGUAUUGGUUCCUCAAAUCAUCAUCAUCAUCAUCUUCAACAACAACGACAACAAUCUCAAUCUAAUUUUACCUUUUUGGAACUCACAGAACCUCAUACCGACUUGGUCUAGUUAAUUAGUUAGUUGAUUUAUGAUAUCUCAUUGUCUGUUUUAUUUUUUCCUUAUGAUCAUUCUGUAUUUGAUGAUUUUAUAUCUUAUCAAUUUACCACCCUUCUUUUAGUUUUACUAGCAUACUCCUAUGUUAUAUAUAUACAUAUAUAUAUACUACUUUUUAUUGUUUGUUUCUUUUUUAAUUUCUUUUUUUGUUUGAUUUAUACCAAAAGUGGCUAAUAAAAAUUAGAAAAUGUUGAAUUGGAAAAAAAAAAAAAA
Messenger RNA from Halteromyces radiatus, 2646 nucleotides. RefSeq names its product trehalase-domain-containing protein. The coding region runs from base 61 to 2388 and encodes 775 amino acids. Gene Ontology annotation, cellular component: cytoplasm. The record is from RefSeq and is a predicted model, not a curated record. Gene Ontology annotation, molecular function: calcium ion binding; alpha,alpha-trehalase activity. The transcript has 5 exons. Lineage: Eukaryota; Fungi; Mucoromycota; Mucoromycetes; Mucorales; Cunninghamellaceae. Gene Ontology annotation, biological process: trehalose catabolic process.